Messenger RNA from Phaethon lepturus (White-tailed tropicbird), 3180 nucleotides. RefSeq names its product iron-responsive element binding protein 2 (gene IREB2). Gene Ontology annotation, cellular component: mitochondrion; cytosol. Gene Ontology annotation, molecular function: iron-responsive element binding; aconitate hydratase activity; 4 iron, 4 sulfur cluster binding. Gene Ontology annotation, biological process: citrate metabolic process; tricarboxylic acid cycle. The annotation marks the transcript as partial. The record is from RefSeq and is a predicted model, not a curated record. Lineage: Eukaryota; Metazoa; Chordata; Aves; Phaethontiformes; Phaethontidae. The transcript is spliced from 21 exons.
GAAGCCCUUACCAGCCGGUAAUUGAAGCGUUAGGAAACUAUCCACAAAAGAACUUCUACAAUGUCGCAAAGCUUGGAGGCGCCAAGUAUGAUACUCUGCCUUAUUCCAUACGAGUGUUGUUUGAAUCCAGUAUCCGUAACUGUGAUGGCCUCCUAGUGAAAGAAACGGAUGCUAUGAACAUCUUAGACUGGAAAACAAAACAGAAUAAUGUUGAAGUGCCCUUCUGUCCUGCCAGAGUUGUUCUUCAAGACUUUACUGGAAUUCCAGCAAUGGUGGAUUUUGCUGCCAUGAGGGAAGCUGUGAGAAACGCUGGAGGAGAUCCUGUGAAAGUCAAUCCUGCCUGCCCGACUGAUCUCACUGUUGACCAUUCUCUGCAGAUUGACUUCAGCAAAUGUGCAAUACAGAAUGCUCCAAAUCCUGGAGGUGGCGACCCGCAGAAGGCAAUGGCAAAGCUUUCUCCACUUAAAGCACAGCCUCGGAAGCUGCCUUGCAGGGGGCAAACUGGCUGCAAGGGGCCAUGUAGCGCCGGAGAUUCAAGCCGCAACUCAGGACAAUUUUCUGCGCAGAUUGAGAACACGCCUAUCCUCUGUCCUUUCCAUCUUCAGCCGGUGCCUGAGCCUGAGACAGUAUUGAAAAAUCAAGAGAUGGAAUUUGGCAGAAAUAGAGAGAGGCUUCAAUUUUUUAAGUGGGGUUCAAAGGUUUUCAAGAACGUUUCCAUAAUUCCACCUGAGACUGGAAUGGUGCACCAAGUUAACUUGGAAUAUCUGUCAAGAGUUGUUUUUGAAGUUAAAGAUUUCCUAUAUCCAGAUAGCGUGGUUGGCACAGAUUCUCAUACAACCAUGGUAAAUGGCUUGGGUAUCUUGGGCUGGGGUGUUGGGGGCAUUGAAACAGAAGCAGUGAUGCUGGGGAUGCCGGUUACGCUCACUUUGCCUGAGGUGGUUGGGUGUGAGCUGACAGGCACAGCCAGCCCACUUGCUACGUCCAUAGAUAUUGUUCUAAGCAUUACAAAGCAUCUUAGGCAAGCUGAUGUUGCUGGAAAAUUUGUUGAGUUUUUCGGGAGCGGAGUUUCCCAGCUGUCUGUAGCAGACCGAACCACAAUAGCAAAUAUGUGUCCUGAGUAUGGUGCUAUUCUGAGCUUUUUCCCUGUUGAUAAUGUGACAUUGAAGCACUUAAAGCAUACAGGUUUUGACAAAGCCAAGCUUGAAGUCAUGGAAGCAUAUCUUAAAGCUGUGAAGUUAUUUAGGAAUGAUGAGAGUUCUUCUGGAGAACCUGAGUAUUCCCAGGUAGUGCAAAUUAGUCUAAGUUCUAUAAUUCCGUAUGUCAGUGGCCCCAAGAGGUCCCAAGACAGAGUGGCUGUUAAUAACAUGAAAAGUGACUUCCAGGCCUGCUUAAAUGAAAAGUCUGGUGUUAAAGGGUUCCAGAUUGCAGUUGAGAGACAGAAUGACAUUGUACCUGUUCAGUAUGAAGGAAACGAAUACAAGCUAUCUCAUGGCUGCAUUGUCAUUGCUGCAGUAAUCAGCUGUACAAAUAAUUGUAACCCCUCGGUCAUGCUUGCUGCAGGACUCCUGGCAAAAAAAGCUGUUGAAGCUGGCCUAGUGGUUAAACCCUACAUAAGAACCAGUUUAUCACCAGGCAGCGGAAUGGUUACACAUUACCUCAGUUCAAGUGGAGUACUACCAUACCUCAGUAAGCUUGGGUUUGAGGUUGUCGGUUAUGGGUGUUCAACCUGUGUUGGAAACACUGCCCCCUUGCCAGAAGCCAUCAGGAAUGCAAUAAAACAGGGUGAUAUAAUUGCCUGUGGAGUAUUAUCUGGAACAAAGAACUUUGAAGGACGUCUCUGUGACUGCGUCCGUGCCAACUACCUUGCUUCUCCACCGCUAGUAGUUGCUUAUGCUAUUGCAGGCACCGUUAGAAUAGACUUUGAAACAGAGCCUUUGGGCACUGGCUUUAACGGCGAAAGUAUUUACUUACGAGAUAUUUGGCCUACCCGAAGAGAACUUCACACAGUGGAGGAAGAGUGUGUGAUAUCAUCCAUGUUUAAGGAAUUGAAAGAAAAAAUGGAGAAAGGAAACAAACGAUGGAAUUUACUGGAAGCUCCUGAGUCAACUUUAUUUCCCUGGGAUUUAAAAUCUACUUAUAUCAGAUGUCCUUCUUUUUUUGAUAAACUUGCCAAAGAACCGGUUUCACCACAACUGAUUGAAAAUGCCCAUGUCUUGCUCUAUUUGGGAGAUUCUGUAACCACCGAUCACAUAUCCCCUGCUGGAAGCAUUGCAAGGAGUAGUGCUGCUGCUAAGUAUCUGACCAACAAAGGUCUCACACCUCGUGAAUUCAACUCUUAUGGAGCUCGGCGAGGUAAUGAUGCUGUGAUGACAAGAGGUACCUUUGCAAAUAUCAAGCUUCUGAAUAAGUUCAUAGGAAAACCAGCUCCUAAAACAAUUCACUUCCCAUCGGGACAAACGCUAGAUGUGUUUGAAGCAGCGGAGUUGUACCAGAAAGAAGGCAUCCCUGUAAUUAUUCUAGCAGGAAAGAAGUAUGGACUGGGUAGCUCAAGAGACUGGGCUGCAAAAGGGCCUUUUUUACUGGGUGUGAAAGCUGUCCUGGCUGAAAGCUAUGAGAAGGUUCAUAAAAGUCAGCUGAUUGGAAUUGGCAUAGCUCCACUUCAGUUUCUUCCUGGGGAAAAUCCAAGUACUUUGGGUCUCACUGGCAGAGAGCAAUUUUCUAUAUUGUUCCCUCCAGAGCUGUCGCCAGGAAUGACUUUGGAUAUUAAGACAAGCACUGGAAAAGUAUUCAGCGUGAUUGCCUUGUUUGAAAACGACAUGGAGAUAACUUUAUACAAAUACGGUGGAAGUCUAAACUUCGUGGCACGAAGAUUCUUAUAGUGGCUACUGACUCUGUGGGUACCUUGCGUAACUGGUAAUUCUGAAAAUGCCUUGUGUGAACCCAGGAAUCUGUACUGUGGAACUGCAAACAGUCCUAGUGUGCUCCAAGUUACUUCGUCCAUGGAUGUAAAAGAUUGUGAAUCAUUGUAACUGCAACAAGAUCCUUCCUGAUUUUAAAUAAUAUUCUAAUGGUGCUAUUAAACAUUGCUAAAAUCAACAUGUGUAUUGUGGCAGAGAGCUGUAAGUAUGGAGGGGAUGUUUUAUCAGACCAUUUUGUAAAUAAACAAUGCGAAAUCUGAAA